Molecule: messenger RNA, 1954 nt
Organism: Pararge aegeria (speckled wood butterfly)
Lineage: Eukaryota; Metazoa; Arthropoda; Insecta; Lepidoptera; Nymphalidae
Gene: DnaJ-8
Product: dnaJ homolog subfamily C member 25 homolog
Exons: 1
Coding region: 127-1140 (337 amino acids)
Biological process (GO): protein folding
Cellular component (GO): endoplasmic reticulum membrane
Source: RefSeq, a predicted model, not a curated record
UCGUUUGUCAAAGUGACAACCAGCCGGACUGAAUCCGUAAAUUUGUAAUAUUAAAUCAAAAUAUUUCUACACUAGUCAAAUUUUAUUGCAUUUAAUAACUUAGAAUAUGUGUUAAUUAAAGUAAAAAUGGCGCGCCUAUUUAUAAGUUUUGUGUUUAUUUGUUUAGUAUAUCACUUGAAUGCGGUCUAUGCGCAUGAUCAUCUGCUUGAAGGCAUUUAUUGCGGUAAAGAAAACUGCUACGAUGUCCUGGGUGUUACAAGGGAGGCUACUAAAAAUGAAAUCGCCAGGAGCUACAGGCAGUUGGCGAAAAGAUUUCACCCUGACAUGCAUCGAGGCGAAAAGGAGAAAAAAGAGGCAGGGGAGAAGUUUAAAGAGAUAGCGACUGCUUACGAGAUACUUCGCGAUGAAGAAGAGAGAUCAGACUACGACUACAUGUUGGACAACCCUCAGGAGUACUACGCACAUUAUUAUAGGUACUACAGACGCCGUAUGGCACCUAAAGUCGACGUAAGAAUUGUUGUAGCUGUAACUAUUACCAUAAUUUCUAUUAUACAGUACUACAGUGCAUGGUCAAAAUACGAUACAGCUAUUAAAUACUUCAUGACAGUCCCCAAGUACAGAAACAGAGCGCUUGAAAUUGCCAAAGCAGAAAUGACAGAAUCUCAAAGUAAAAAAGUCAAGAAAAGUAAGGCUCAGCUAAAAAUAGAGCAAGACUUAUUAAUAAGGCAGGUCAUAGAGGAAAAAAUGGAUAUAAAAGGUGGUUAUGCAAAACCCGAAAUUGUGGACAUAUUGUGGAUACAAUUGAUUAUAUUUCCUUACACUCUGGUACGUUACUUUUAUUGGCAUUUUAGAUGGUUGUGGAAGUUUACGAUUUUAAAACAACCCUAUGGUACUGAGGAGAAACUCCAUAUAAUAAGAAAGUUUAUGGAGCUUGGUCAAACACAGUUUGAUGCUUUGGAAGAUAAGGAAGUACAGAACUUUCUGGAUGAAGAGCUUUGGAUAAGAGAGAACUAUGACGUUUGGAAACAAAUGAAAGAUGAAGAAACUAAAAAAGCUCUAGCAGAGAACAAUAAAUACAAACAGUACAGACGGUACCUCAAGCAACACGGUGUUGGACGGAUGACCUUUGAUGAUUCAUAAUAAAAUAUAUUGUUUUGUUUUGAUAACAGUUUAUUUAUGAAAAUGUGUUAUGUAAAUGUUUAAUAAUGUGUCUUGUGGAAUAAGUUUCUUAUGUUUCUUAUGAAUGGUUCAUUCCCACAUAUCAGUCAUACUAGCAUGCUUUUCAGCAAGUUAUCAGUUCCACAAAAGGAUUCUCUUAAUCAAUAUAAACCUAUUCACAUAAACUUCAUUAAGUUCCUAAACUUUUAUAGGACGUUUGUGUUGUGACUCUUAACAUAAGGUUAAAAAGUGACUGUUGAAUAUAUUUAUAUAAUAUUUUACUCUUUAUGAAAUGAGCCAAGCUAAAAUGGCUUUCAGAUUUGUAUUUUGUAUAGACUGGAUAUGGAGAUAUAUAACAAAAUAUUAUAAACAUAAGAUAAACUAUAACUUUACUAUCCUUUUUACUAUCUAAUUUCUGUGUUUUCCAAAGCUAAUAAUGAAAUUAUGAUGCUAUAAACCAAUACUUACCAAUUAAAAAGCAUUAGUAAUGUGACCUAUUUGUGACAGUUCAAAUCAGUACAUUUUGUUUUUGGGCAACAGGAUGGGGUGCCUUCCAUCCUGGACAAAAAUCUUAGCCCAUUAAUCAGAGUUUAAAAUGAAAGCAUGGUGAGUCUAAUUUUGUCAUGAGAGAUUUUAUUUUUGUUAUCUUGAUAAAAAUUUAAUUUUUUCACUUCAUAGGGUAUGCCAAACCGAAGUGUAUUGUAUUGUAAAUUAUAAGUAAUACUAAAUGUUGUUCAAACAGUAUAUUGUUAUAAAAGGAAUGCAAUGCAAUUAAAUAAAACAAUUCCAUACACAA